UGACUUGGUGCGCUGCGACGAUGGCUACGGUGAUACGUGGUUGUAUUUCGUAGACGACAUUAACGGCACCACACAUGUGAUGAAUUUCACCCUUCCCACGGAAACCAAGGGAUUUCUCUUUGGCGAUGUCUAUUUUUAUUUGUUUACCAGGCAAAAUACCGACAGCGAAGAGGAGUUAUUGUUUCCUAAAAAUGGUGGUAAAAUUAGGAGUAAAUACUUCAACGAAUCAAAUGACAUCAGAGCCAUUACACAUGGUUGGCUAUCCUCUACACAGUACUGGGCUACCAAUAUGAAAAACGAUCUCCUAAAUGUGUCCGAUUUCAAUGUAAUAUUAGUGGAAUGGAGCGAAUUGGCAAGUAACCCUAUAUAUCCCUGGUCGGCUCUGUGUACAAGAUAUGUGGGGAAACAACUAUAUAAGUUACUCUGUUCUCUCGCCGACUCCUACGACAUAAAAGAUAGGAACAUUCACCUCAUCGGACACAGCCUUGGUGCUCAAGUUAUGGGACACACAGGGAUGUUUUCUAAAGGAAGAAUAAACAGAAUCACUGGCUUGGAUCCUGCCAGACCUCUGUUCGAACUGCCUAACGUCGGGCCGCGGUUCCGGCUGGACGCCUCUGACGCGGAUUUUGUCGACAUCAUCCACAGCUCCGACACACUUGGCUAUAAAUACAGUCAGGGAGACGCAGACUUCUACCCCAAUGGCGGAUCCAAGCAACGUGGCUGCGAGGAUCAACAGUACGAGCAAUCGGAGACUUGCAGUCAUAGUCGGGCUUACAUAUAUUUCAGCGAGUCAAUAAUUACAUCAAACCAUUCGUUCCGCUCAUAUCCAUGCAUGGACUGGGCCACAUACGAAGGUGGCAAAUGUCAUUCUAAUGAAACACUCAUGGGAUACCCAGCUAAUAACCAGGCGUCGGGGGACUACUACUUAACCACGAACGAUAAAUCACCUUAUGGGAUAAGUUAGUAUAAUUAAAUACAAAUUAUCGAGUGUUUUGCUAACACUGGCGUCAGGUAUUAUUCAAGCCAGCCAGGCAACUGACAUUACUUUUAUGACUACGAUCAUCCUAGUGUCACCAGCUGAUGGUUAGUAUAAAAAAUAUUUACUGAUAAUAAAUUAUCCAUUACCCAUAUACAUAGAAUGGAUGUUAACGGAAUAAAACAAGCACAUGAGAAAACAAUAUUUUAUUUUUGCUUUUUUUUAAAUAAUAAAAACAA
Molecule: messenger RNA, 1215 nt
Organism: Plodia interpunctella (Indianmeal moth)
Lineage: Eukaryota; Metazoa; Arthropoda; Insecta; Lepidoptera; Pyralidae
Product: pancreatic triacylglycerol lipase-like
Exons: 4
Coding region: 80-964 (294 amino acids)
Biological process (GO): lipid catabolic process
Molecular function (GO): lipase activity
Source: RefSeq, a predicted model, not a curated record